Messenger RNA from Dufourea novaeangliae, 1912 nucleotides. RefSeq names its product facilitated trehalose transporter Tret1-like. Gene Ontology annotation, biological process: transmembrane transport. The transcript is spliced from 4 exons. The record is from RefSeq and is a predicted model, not a curated record. Gene Ontology annotation, cellular component: membrane. Bases 51 to 1493 code for a protein of 480 amino acids. Gene Ontology annotation, molecular function: transmembrane transporter activity. NCBI's taxonomy places the organism in Eukaryota, Metazoa, Arthropoda, Insecta, Hymenoptera, Halictidae.
GUACCUCGGAAUCGUUCUACAUCGAUGAUCAACACGAAAGACAGGAAAACAUGACACAGGGGCAGGAAGCUGUCGAGCCUGGAAAGUUUCGACAGUUUUUCAUAGCUGUUAUCACGAACAUUUCGACGUUGUCGUACGGAAUGACGAUAGGUUGGCAAUCGCCGGUGAUGCCGCAGCUACAAAGCGAAAAUCCACCAGUGGGCACAGAACCAAUGACGGACGAGACAGCGUCCUGGUUGACCGCGAUCAUGUGCUUGACGGCCGCUUUCGUUACGCUGACGGUCGGCACGAUAACGGAGAGGUUCGGACGUAAAGUGACAGGAUGCCUGGCGGCGUUACCGGUCUGCGUAUCCUGGCUGUUGACGAUCUUCGCGACAAAACACGCGCAUCUGUUGGUGGCCCGUUUCUUCUCGGGUGUAGGAAGCGCGAUGACGCUGUACGUUGUGCCGCUCUACGUGUCCGAGAUCUCGUGCGAUCGGAUACGGGGCAUGCUGGGCAGCUUGUUGGUGUUUAUCCUGAACGGCGGUAUUCUGCUGAGCUACAUAAUCGGUGCGGUCCUGUCGUUCCGUGUGUUCGCGAUCGUCAUGCUGGCGGUGCCGUUCCUGUAUUUGACGGUCUUUUCAUUCGUCCCGGAAUCGCCGGUGUAUCUGAUGCGACGGAAUCGACCUCUCGAGGCGGCGAGAUCGUUGAGAUGGUUAAAGGCGGGCCACGAGCCGACCGUGAGACGGGAAAUGCUGCGUCUGCGGGCCGAGGCGAAAGAACUGUACGUUUCUGGGAAACGUAUAAAACCAUCAGAUUUGAUAAGAGACAGAGCAACCGUCAGGGGACUGAUCAUCACGCUGGGGCUGUUCGGUGGUCAACAACUCUGCGGUAUAUUCGCUAUGGUGAGCUACACGGAAACGAUAUUCAGGAUAUCCGGGAGCUCGUUGACGCCCAACACCUCGGCGAUCAUCGUCGGCGCCAUACAAGUGUUCGGUUCGUACCUGUCCACAUCAUUGAUGGAAAGGCUCGGCAGAAGACCGUUGCUUUUGAUAUCGUGUUUGGGCAUGUGCACGAGUCACUACGUGCUCGGUGGUUUCUGUUACCUACAAACGCUUCGGUACGACGUCACCAUUUUCAAUUGGAUCCCCGUGGUGGCGCUAUCCGUCUACGUGAUCGCCUUCAACUUGGGCAUGGGCCCGGGCCCCUACGUGAUCUCCUCGGAGAUACUCAGCCGUGACAUCUCCAGUUCGAUCAUAACCAUGGGACUGUUCUCCGUCUGGAUCACGGCGUUUCUCGUGGUGAAAUUCUUCCCGAGCCUGGUCGGCCUUCUAGGGAUGCACGGAUGCUUCCUACUGUUGGGCACCCUUUGCAUGGCCACAUUCGGCUUUGUUUUCGCGCUGAUCCCAGAAACAAAGGGUCAGCCGCUUCAGACGAUCCUGAAUCGACUGAACGGCGUGUCUCGCGAGUUAGACAUCGUCGAGAAAAACAUGCCGCCGCCUGAACAAAUUUAAAUUCUUAAUUGAACUUUCUGAUUCUGAGGAAUUGUCGCGCGUUUCCAUUAAUAUCGAGAACCUUCACGAACAUCGGUUGAUAAUUUUUUCAACGGUUGAUUUCGAGCGAGUCUUUGUUCAAAGAAGACUGCGGUUUCGUUCUUUUAGGGAAGUUGUAUAUACGGUAGGAACAUGCACACGAACAUAUUUAUUGUAUAUAUUUAAUCGUACGUAAUAGACGACCUAGUUAACGUGUUUACUGAUCUCUUGUAAAAUUGAUUUCGCAAGGAAAUUAAUUUUUGUAAACAUAUAUCGAUACCGUAAUUAAACGGAACCCGAUCGAACAGUAAAUAAAACUCGGUAUGCUAUUUAAUGAAGUAGCAAAUAAACCGGAAAAGUGUUAUCGUUCCGAUAAAAAGAUUUCGAGUAUUAUCUCGAGU